AUGGAAGCAUGUCAGGAAUCAAGCAUCAGGACAAAAGUGGCAAUUGAAACACGUGUAUGGUUGAGAUACGAAAUAGUCGGCAACGACAAGUCUAUUUGGAGGCAUGCAACUAUAACCAUGGUUGAAAAUGCCACGACGUGUAAGAAUUUCAUGUGGCGAAAGCUGGAGAAGGCAAAUACGAAAAAGUCAGCAAAGAAAAAGAAAAGUGUUGUCCUUGUCAAAUCUACAAUCUCUCAAUCAUUCCGUACACAAAAACCCAUCAUCAGCUGGUCUAAAAAGAAUCAACUAGCUUUAUUUUUCUAUUUGGAUCAUCCCAACCCUCGACGAGCCCAUCAAAAACUGGUCAAAAAACCCAAAUUAGCUCAUAAAAAGAGACUGGUUACAGAAGAAGCUGCGGGAAAUGGGAAUGCCAUCUCUCGGCAACACUCAAAUGUUGGUGAGACUCUUCUGAAUUUAAGGGAGUUGUUAUUACUGUGA
Dovyalis caffra is the source of this 477-nucleotide messenger RNA. The record is from the annotation of a GenBank genome assembly. NCBI's taxonomy places the organism in Eukaryota, Viridiplantae, Streptophyta, Magnoliopsida, Malpighiales, Salicaceae.